GUCACCAUGGAAACUAGCUAGCGUUUGGUGCGCGCGCAGUCCGACUUCCGUUCGCGAGCCAGACUACACAGCAGACACCGGAAGUAGUGCUAAGGGUCACGUGUGUCAGAGUUUGGGGAGAAAGAGCUCAGAGCCCGACUGAUGUGGCUGUUAAAUCUCCUAUACAAGAACCAAAGUCUAUUAUGAGAGUAUGUGACUAAAUAUGAUAAUGAACAUGGACAGGAAUCAGGUGGCUGAGAGAAUCUUGGAUCUCACCCUGGAGAUCAUCUACCUGCUGACUGGAGAGGAUCAUAUGGUCGUGAAGAAGCCUUGGGAUUGUGUCUCACACACCAGUAAUCCACAUGUAUCAGGAGCAUCAUAUACAACUCAGAAUCCAGGUGUGAUCUGCCUACCCCACUCUCUGAAACAUGAGAGCAAGAAUGACAAGAAGAUCCUGGAACUGACCAAUCAGAUCAUCCAGCUGCUGACUGGAGAGGUUCCUAUAAGGUGUGAGGAUGUCGCUGUCUAUUUCUCCAUGGAAGAGUGGGAGUAUCUGGAAGGACACAAGGACCUGUACAGGGACAUGAUGAUGGAGGGCCACCAGCCACAUAGCCUGGGAGAUAAGUCCGUAAUUGGUGAAUUUUACGCUCCUGUUUAUUUGAAUAAUUUUGGAACCAAAGAUAAAACUGAAAAUAUAACCAAAAAUGGAAGAAAAUAUCUAAAACUCAACAAACCAAAGACCAGAAAAACCUCAGAACUUAAACCAACAAAAUAUAUAUCUACCCGUACUAAGAAGACAUCAGCCAUGUGUGAAGAAGGAAAUGUUACGCACACUGACAUUUAUUUACCCACAGAACAUAUAGAAACAGAAUAUCCACCUACUUUUAUUAAGCAGGAAUUUACUUUAUAUGACGAUGUAAAUCUCCCAAACACUGAUAUCCAUGCUAUAACAAAAGAUAUGCAGACAGAAAAUUCACCCACUAAUAUAAAGGAGGAACCUGCCUUCUGCAAAGCAUUAAAUCUCACCGAUAUUCCCAAUUAUACACGAACAGAGCAUACACAGACAGUGGAUGCAUUUUCUUUUUUUGAUGGUUAUCUAGAAGACAACAGCCACAUGCCAGAUAUUGGCUAUUUCAUGCCUCUACCCUAUGAUACAUUUGUUAAUCAGAAGUCUUGUAAAUAUACACAAAAUACUCAGAACUUUGAGGCACUAUUUCACUAUUCUGAGCACCCAAAAAACUUUAUAAACUCAGAGCUUGUCAGACAUCUGUCUGCUCCCAGGGUAACCAAAGCAGCCUCUUCUGACACUGGAAAACUCAUUUUUUCUCAUUCUGAAAUUAGACCUCAAAAAAUUCACAAAGGGAAGCAAUUUUCAUGCAGUGAAUGUGGAAAGUGCUUUAACCAAAAGCCUAAACUUAAUAGGCAUCAGACAAUUCACAGAGGAGAAAGACCGUUUAAAUGUGAAGAAUGUGGAAGAUGUUUUAAUUUAAAGCAUCAUCUUAUUGCACAUCGCAAGAUUCACACAGGAGAAAAACCAUUUCAUUGCGCUGAAUGUGGGAAAUGUUUUAGCCGAGCAGCACAGCUUGUGUCCCAUAAACGAAUCCAUACAGGUGAAAAACCGUUUGUAUGCACUGAAUGUGGAGAAUGUUUCAUCAGGCCUGCACAACUUGUUUCACAUAAAUGGGUUCACACAGGAGAAAAACCAUUUAAAUGUGACGAAUGUGGUAAAUGUUUUAACUUCAAGCAUAAUCUUAUGGCGCAUCAGAAGAUUCACACAGGAGAAAAACCAUUUAAAUGUAAUGAAUGUGGAAAAUGUUUUUCCCGAGCAACACAUCUUGCGUCACACAAAAGGAUUCACACAGGAGAGAAACCAUUUAAAUGCAAUGAAUGUGGCAUAUCUUUUACCUGGGCUGCACAGCUUGCGUCACAUAAAACAAUUCAUGCUGAAUUUAAAAACAUUCCAUUCUGAGUGUGGCAAAUGUAACAAAAGUUGGUUAUUGAUCACACAGAAUCAGCUGACAGCUGUAUUGGUUACCAACUUAUGGGACAGAAGAAAACAAUUUAUUGAUCCCUAUGCAAGGGUUAGCAAAAGAUAAUUUAUUGCCUACCUCAAACCUGUGAUGACUUGUUCUAUUAUCUUAAUACUUUAUCAAAAUAUAUUUUCUACCCAAGCUGUUUAUCUUUGUGGCAAAGCACAGUUUUAUACUGGAUCAUUGAAAGUAAAAGAAAAAUUAUAUAUAUGUAUGUGUAUAUCUAGCUACCUA
Messenger RNA from Pelobates fuscus (common spadefoot toad), 2243 nucleotides. RefSeq names its product oocyte zinc finger protein XlCOF7.1-like. Lineage: Eukaryota; Metazoa; Chordata; Amphibia; Anura; Pelobatidae. Bases 203 to 1948 code for a protein of 581 amino acids. The record is from RefSeq and is a predicted model, not a curated record. Gene Ontology annotation, biological process: regulation of DNA-templated transcription. The transcript has 5 exons.